Molecule: messenger RNA, 2163 nt
Organism: Lichtheimia ornata
Lineage: Eukaryota; Fungi; Mucoromycota; Mucoromycetes; Mucorales; Lichtheimiaceae
Exons: 7
Coding region: 1-2163 (720 amino acids)
Biological process (GO): intra-Golgi vesicle-mediated transport
Cellular component (GO): TRAPPII protein complex; trans-Golgi network
Source: RefSeq, a predicted model, not a curated record
AUGGACACCAGCAACAGCGUGUCUCCAGAGCUCUUUUUCAAUGAGGCCGAGUUCCGCGUGUUGACUCCCAAUUUGAGCUUUGAAGCCGAUGCAUUGCCUUCCAGCGAGGAGAUCUUGACGGCUCAAGCGCGACAAUUUACAUUCUAUGAUGAGCAGGUGCGAGUUUUCCUUUAUGCACGUGUACCUCAUCCAAUCUCGGGUACUGGGGAUGAUGUCUUUUCAGCUGUACAGACCUUUUUCCAACAUCUUGACGUUCACGUUGAAGCGAGUAUUACUGACGGGGCAGCAGCAGCAGCAGCAGCAACAACGCCAUCCACUUUUCCACCACCUCUACAACCAUCUUCCUCUUUCACCACAGCUUCACCACAUCAUCGAUCGUUAUCUACAAAGUUGAACUCGUCAUCAUCAUCUGCACCUUCUUCUCCAAAGACUCAAAAACGCGAUAUUCGUGCACCAACAUCGGCCGGCACACCACCACCACCACCUUCAUUACCUGCCGAUUCGUUGCCAUUCUUUUCACACACUUACAAUAGCCGAGGAAAGGAUGCCGAACCUAUGAUUUUCGAACAUGACAAGGCGUAUUGUUGUCUAUUCCCACUCGUUAUUCCAGUGUUAUAUGUAAAGACGCGAGCUCAGCAACCACAACUCUUGUUCAACUUUAAUGUAUCCUAUCGACCACUUCCCAGCAAAUCCAAAGAUGAAACAUCCAAAUCUUCGACUGAUGCAUCAGAUCAAGACGUGAAUGAGUAUGAUACCGAGCUAUUUGAAACCAUUGAUUUACUUGGAGGACUUUCGGAGGAUCCUGUUUUUGCAAGUCCAUUACAUCAGCGAUUUGUCGUUGAGAAACAAAGUCGUCAAGCAGCCAGUGGAAGUUUCUCGCAGGCGAGCCAUUCUACCCCACACAUGUUGACCCUACGACGUCACGUACAUGAGACCUUAGCAGUGCGUUCUGGUUUGAAUGUGAAAAUGAGGACAACCAAUGCAUCGAUAGCAGACAAAAUGGUGAUGAUGUCAGUGGAAUUGGAAAAUCCAGUUGAAACGGAUUGUGUAUUUAUGGUGGAUAAGGUGGAAGUGCACGUUUCCAAUUCGGUGGUAUCUUCAGCAUUUGCCAAAGAGGUGGAUUUCCCAAUAACCCUUGAGACGUUGGAUCAAAUGGUGUUUUUAUACAAUGUGACCCUUUUGGAAGAUGGAUCAGCUAAACCACCACAACAACCACAACGUAUAUUCCCUGUACGACAUCGCCCUACGCCAUCGAUGCCAAUGCAUUAUCAGGAUGAACGUCUUCAACCCCAACGUGUAUCGAUCCAAGUAUUUGGUGCUCCAGUUGUGGAAGGUGUACGUGCUGCCACCAUGCGAUCAAAGUGGAAUACCAUGUUGGAUGUUUCAAGCAUGCGUCAAAAACGUGAAGAACCAGAUCCUCGUUUCUCAUCCUUGUUAGCAUCCUCGUCGCCACAAGUGGAUCCACGUUCAUCCGCAUCCCUUGCCACGAGUGUUUCAGUGUCACCUGGUGCUCGAUCUCUGGGUAGUCCUUUGGUAGAUCCUAAGAAACGUAUGCUGAUGACAACAAUGGACACACCUGGUUCACAAACACCCGUAGCAAAUCGUGCCUUACCACCACCUCCUCCACCACAACCAGCCUCAGCAGCAGCAGUAGCACCUGCAACACCUGCAACCACACGCCGUACGGAUGUAGAAAUUGUGGAUGGUAUUGUCGUAUCAUUUACAGUACCACCCAUCAUUCGAGUUGGAAAGGAAUUCCCAUUGCAAGUGUUUAUUGUGAAUCGAUCCAAGCACACCCGACGUUUCCAAGUGAUGGUACCUAAUCGUAAACGACAACACCCACCCACCGAUGCCAUGGCCAACAAGUCAUUAUUACCUGUGGUACAAAGCACCGUCGACCCAUACAUGGAUGAGACAGAAUUCUUGCGUCUUUAUUUCGAAAAUGAGACACAUGAGGCUGAUAUCAUUUGCUUGGAGAACAAUGUUCGAUUAAGUCCUCUUGGUCCCUCCACAUCCCAAUCCGUGGAUAUACGUUUUAUUGCUGUCAAGGAAAAACUUCAUACCAUUGAUCUUAUACAGUUGGUGGAUCAGGAUACUGGCUUUGUGACCAAUUUGCGUCAUGUCCUAGAAAUAUUUGUAGAUGGGCCUGAAUCGAAAGACUAA